Molecule: messenger RNA, 1961 nt
Organism: Protopterus annectens (West African lungfish)
Lineage: Eukaryota; Metazoa; Chordata; Ceratodontiformes; Protopteridae
Product: cholesterol 25-hydroxylase-like protein 1, member 2
Exons: 1
Coding region: 235-1176 (313 amino acids)
Biological process (GO): sterol biosynthetic process; cholesterol metabolic process
Molecular function (GO): steroid hydroxylase activity; C-4 methylsterol oxidase activity; iron ion binding
Source: RefSeq, a predicted model, not a curated record
GUAGGUCCCUUUAAGUGAAAGCCUCCUCAGGAAACUCAACCCAGCACUCCUGAGUCUCUUUUGUUAGCGGAGAAAGGCAGUGGAUGAGUGCCAGGAGUAAAAUAUACCGAGGCAGACUUUUCAGAGAAAUUCAAAAGGGUCUGUUUGAAAGGCAAAAGUGCAGAAGAUAUGCUCAUCACAGAUGCAUUUCAACUAGCUGACUGAAUUUAGUACAGAAUAUCAAGCGAAGGGAGGAUGGAAACAAUUCUGGACCACAGCUACUACCUUCAGAUCAUCUGCCCAAAUAAUGAGAAGAUCUUGCAGCCAUUUUGGGAUUAUCUCUGCACAAACUACUUGGACAUCAUUAGGUCUCCUCUGUUUCCUGUGAUCCUGACGGUGUCCUGUUACUUCAUAUUCUGCAUCCCUUACCUGAUCUGCAACAUGAUGGGAAGAAGGUGGCCCUUCAUCCAUAAAUACAAAAUACAUCAGAACAGAAACCCCAAUUUGUCCAUGAUCCUGCGUUGCUGUGCAGUCACAGCUUACAAUCACCUUUUCUUCAUAUUUCCAGCCUCUGUUGCCCAGUGGUACUGGAGGCCACCACUUCCUUUGCCUGAAGAAGCUCCGUCCAUUGCUGAAGUACUGAUUGGAGUUGUGGGUUGUCUACUGCUCUUUGAUUUUCAAUAUUUUAUCUGGCAUCUGAUUCAUCACAAAAACAAAUGGCUGUAUAAAACCUUUCAUGCACUUCACCACGAAUAUAUGGCUCCAUUCUCCUUAGCUACACAGUGUCUGGGGGGGUGGGAACUGAUCACAGUGGGCUUCUGGACUAGCGCAGAUCCUAUCUUUCUCAAAUGUCAUCUGUUGACUACCUGGGUUUUCAUGGUCUGCCAUGUCUAUGUUUCUGUGGAAGACCACAGCGGGUAUGACUUCCCAUGGUCUACAUCACGUCUGGUGCCCUUUGGAAUUUAUGGUGGUCCUGUCAUGCACGAUGUUCAUCACCAGAGACCUAUGACCAACUUUGCACCACACUUCAGUCACAUGGAUAGACUUCUGGGCACACAUUCUAAAUUUAGCUACUCAAAAGGUUACCUUGAACCUGAAGGAGUUAAUGAAACUUGCUGUGCUAGCAAUGAUUUGGAUAGUUUGUAUGAUGACAGCAUCACACCAAGUGAGAGAACUGCUAUGAAUAACAAAAAAUGACUCUGAAAUAUUAACUUGCUACUGGGCAAAAUACAACUCUCAAGAAGAAUUAACAUCUAACCUAAAUAAAGGUUUGGAGUCACUAGACCAGGAUAACAAAUAUAAAAAAAAUAAGACAUUAUCCUUAACUUAUUUAACAAACCCACCAACGUUCUCUUUAAAUCCUUUUCCUCACAUUCUUUGUAAAUCUUUGUUCUUGCAUGCUAUGAUUACUUUGAAUGCUAUAGCCUAAUACAGUGUGGAGAGCAUCAUCUUUGAUUACUGCACCUGAAAACAUGCUUCUCAUCAUUUUCUGGCAUUUAGCCUCUCAUGUGGUAUUUGAUUUGUGAAUUUUGUCAAACUUCUGCUAUUACUUGAAUUGUAUGGGCCUGCAGGACACUGAGGUUACGUUUCAAAUUUAUAAAGCAUGUGAAAGAAACUAAUUUUACUUGUUAGAUAACAAAUACAAAUAUACUGUAAAUCAUACACACAGACAUGCACAUUCCAAACAAAGUGCUUGCUAAGUGUUAUAGUCAGUACUGUUAUUUCAAUUAUAAAUUUUACUAAAAUCAUUAAUGUCUUUAUGUUUUAAAGUUGUGCAGCACUACAGAAUUACACUGAAAAAAUGUUUUGUCCAGUAUGAAAAGGUGUGGAAAACGAUUUCGUUAAAAAGCACAAUUCUUCUGUAUAGAUGGAAAAAUACCAUAUGAAACCUUUUGUAAUGAGGGCACUCUUUCUGUAUACAUGGAAAUAAGCCACUUGAAGCCUUCGGACUGACCUGUUGAAUAUAAAUCAUGCACCCUGUA